AGCUGCAAUACAAGAAAAUGUCUGGACGUGGAAAAGGUGCCGGCAAGACCAGAGCAAAGGCAAAGACCCGCUCCUCCCGGGCGGGGCUCCAGUUCCCGGUCGGUCGUGUCCACAGGCUGUUGAGAAAAGGCCACUAUGCGGAGCGUGUGGGUGCCGGCGCCCCCGUCUACCUGGCGGCUGUGCUGGAGUAUCUGACCGCUGAGAUCCUGGAGCUGGCUGGAAACGCUGCCCGCGACAACAAGAAGACCCGUAUCAUCCCUCGUCACCUGCAGCUGGCUGUCCGCAACGACGAGGAGCUCAACAAGCUGCUGGGUGGAGUCACCAUUGCUCAGGGUGGCGUGCUGCCCAACAUCCAGGCUGUGCUGUUGCCAAAGAAGACCGAGAAGCCCGCUAAGUCCAAAUAAACCGUUCGCAUUUUGCA
Molecule: messenger RNA, 421 nt
Organism: Acanthochromis polyacanthus (spiny chromis)
Lineage: Eukaryota; Metazoa; Chordata; Actinopteri; Pomacentridae
Product: histone H2A-like
Exons: 1
Coding region: 18-404 (128 amino acids)
Cellular component (GO): nucleosome
Molecular function (GO): structural constituent of chromatin; DNA binding; protein heterodimerization activity
Source: RefSeq, a predicted model, not a curated record